This is a messenger RNA of Candidozyma auris, 723 nucleotides long. Its product is annotated as putative 3'-5' exonuclease. Lineage: Eukaryota; Fungi; Ascomycota; Pichiomycetes; Serinales; Metschnikowiaceae. Gene Ontology annotation, molecular function: 3'-5' exonuclease activity; nucleic acid binding. The record is from RefSeq and is a predicted model, not a curated record. The transcript has a single exon. Bases 1 to 723 code for a protein of 240 amino acids. Gene Ontology annotation, cellular component: nucleus. Gene Ontology annotation, biological process: ribosomal large subunit assembly; rRNA processing.
AUGGGCUUAUCGGAGAAUUGGGAACGGUUGAAAGCCAAACAUGGUGUUGCCAGUCCGUCCAAGGAAAAAAAUGUCCUGAAACUUCGAAAACAUAAAGGUGUGAAGAAUGAGAUCAAGAUAAAACCACCUGCUGUGAAGAAAUUGAGCACACGGAAGUCUCCCCUUGAAGUGUACCUUUGGGGAACCGAUGAACAUCCUGGUAAAGACGCCGUGGGCAAGUUUGUUGCCAUCGACUGUGAAUUUGUCGGCGUUGGCGAUAAUGAUAAAUCUGUGCUUGCACGUGUUUCCCUAGUCAAUUACUACGGCGUGAUUCUACUUGAUACUUUUGUUAAGCCAGAAAAAAAAGUCACAAAUUGGCGAACCUGGGUUUCCGGAGUGGCACCCCAUCACAUGCGUGAAGCUAUAAUUUUUAAAGAUGCUCAGGAAAAGGUCAAGCUGAUCAUCUCAGGCAGAACCCUCGUGGGUCAUGCUUUGGGUGGUGAUCUCAAGUGCUUGGAAAUCAAGCAUCCUCGAAAGAAGAUCAGAGACACGUCGAAAUACUCGGGGUUUCGUGUGGCGACAAAAGGACACCCGCCAAGCUUGAAGAAGUUGGUUUCGGAGCACUUCAACUUCGAGAUACAAAAAGGUCAGCACUCAUCUGUUGAAGAUGCCAGGGCUACAAUGGCACUCUUCCGAAAAUUCAAAUCGGAGAUCGACUCGGAGGCUAUCACCAAGUACAAAUAG